CGGCAAAUAGUUACACACACACACACACACACACACGUCCUAGGGAACAGGGCUUGCCAGGAACGAGGAGCCGUGGGAGCCAGCACUGCCACAGUAGCGUUGGGAAGGUGGGGUUAAGAUACCUGGCUCCUCUGCCCUGGGCUCUGACUGCAGUAUCUGCCCCUGCCAUGUGGCCUGCACUCAGCUAUGCCUCCUCUUCACUGAGCCCAUUUGAGAUGCACUCCCGUCUUCCUCUUUUCUGAUUGUAAGUCACAGGGUCAAGUGCUGAGUGGUGCGGCCACAGAGGGAACUCGGAGCUCUAGAGUGAGCAGGGUGAGAGAGCAGAGGGGCUUAGCAAGCAAGGGGGCUUGGGGGGAGGGCAGGAGUGCUGCAAAGGACCAUGGCGGAGGCCAUCACCUACGCGGAGUUGCGGUUUGUGAAGGCUCCUCUGAGGAAGAAUGUCUCCAACACGGGGCAGGACUCUGAUGAGGAUGGGGAGGUCACCUACGAGAAUGUGCAGGUACCUUCAGCCCCAGAGGCGCCCGCAGGUCUGACGCUGCCCUCCGGAGCAGGGGACCAAACAGUGGUCCAGAUAGAGCAGCAGCCAGCCACGUCCUGGAGCAACACUGCCUCCCCAACUACCAAGAGGAUAUACCUGUGUCAUGGCCACCCCUGCUGCUCACAGCACCUCCUGCUGGUUCUGCUCCCCACCUGCCUGCUGCUGGGGGUGGCUGCCAUCUGCCUGGGAGUGCGAUAUCAGCAGGUGUCUCAGCAGUUUGGGCAGCUGAGCAUGCAGCUGGAAACUACCAACAACAGCCUUCAGGAGCAGCUUCACUUUGGAACUGUCCAGCUGCAGCAUAUGGAAAAAGACCUGCUGGACUCCAAGGAAGAGCUGGCCCAGAGACAGAAAACACUAGAAGGGGAGUUGAAGGCGCACCAGGCUGCACAUGAACAGCUGCAGCUCUGUCAGGCCGACAGGGAGAAGAUGCAAGAGACCCUGCAGAAGGAGGAGGCACAGAAGCAGACUAUGCAGCAGAUGCUGAGCCACCUGCAGGGCACACUGAGGCCCUUCUUCACCUGCCCCUCACAGGACACCUGCUGUAUGGUGGGCUGGAGACUGAUCCAGAGAAGAUGCUUUUACAUCUCACUCACUAAGAGAGAUUGGCAGGAAAGCCAGAAGUAUUGCAAGUCACUGUCUUCCAACCUCACCACUAUCAGAGACACUUGGAGUUCUUAUUCAGAAAGUUCUCCCUGGAAGGGCUUAUUGUCGGAGUUAUCCCAGGACACUCCAUAUUGGACUGGCCACAGCUUAAUCAAGGACCAGUGGUGGAGUUCAAGCUGGUGUUCCGCAAUAGAGCAAAGCUAUUACAGCUCUUUAUGGUAUCAGAAGACAAAGGAGUGCAGUAGCUCUUUUCCCUGCAUCUGUGAGAUGGCGUCUUUCAGGUUUCCAGACGGGGACUACUCUUUGCAGAAUUCAGGUGUUCAUGCCUAGAAUCCGCUGGGCUGUCGCCUCUGUCCUGGGGCCUGCAGUGCUUACCAUCUCCUCACUGGACAGAGUCUAUUCAAGGCCUGACCCACACCUGACAUUUGUCACCAGCACUCUGCCUGCCUCAAACCUUGUCCCAGAAAUUGGUGUGUUCCUGGGAAAAGGAUGAAGAAGCUUCUAGAAGGGACUCUGGAGCUUAUGCCAAGAAACAUGCUCUGGUGGUAUGGGAGUGGAGACGGGGAGGAGGGUGCAUGGGCUGAGUGGUUGAGGGCAGCCCAGAGCCAGCUAGGCAGUUUGACUGAAAUUGGUUGAAAUAAUGUACACGUGUUA
This is a messenger RNA of Ochotona curzoniae (black-lipped pika), 1795 nucleotides long. RefSeq names its product B-cell differentiation antigen CD72-like. The record is from RefSeq and is a predicted model, not a curated record. The coding region runs from base 380 to 1471 and encodes 363 amino acids. The transcript has 9 exons. Gene Ontology annotation, molecular function: transmembrane signaling receptor activity. Gene Ontology annotation, cellular component: plasma membrane. Lineage: Eukaryota; Metazoa; Chordata; Mammalia; Lagomorpha; Ochotonidae.